Seriola aureovittata is the source of this 7648-nucleotide messenger RNA. It is a transcript of the gene mark1, whose product is annotated as MAP/microtubule affinity-regulating kinase 1. Bases 1013 to 3259 code for a protein of 748 amino acids. Gene Ontology annotation, molecular function: protein serine/threonine kinase activity; tau-protein kinase activity; ATP binding. The transcript is spliced from 18 exons. The record is from RefSeq and is a predicted model, not a curated record. Gene Ontology annotation, biological process: intracellular signal transduction; microtubule cytoskeleton organization; protein phosphorylation. Gene Ontology annotation, cellular component: cytoplasm. Lineage: Eukaryota; Metazoa; Chordata; Actinopteri; Carangiformes; Carangidae.
GGCAACACAUGGAUUGACCCCUGAUUUAUAUCAGUAAAAACAUUGUACAUUAUUAAUAGUUAUUGAUUAUUAUGAAUUAUUAGCAAUAAAUAGCUGCUAUUAGUGAGUCGUCCUACAGACGUGUGAAAGGCCCAGAUACAGCACGUGCCAGACUCACACUGAUCAGCUGUUAGCUGUAAAAUCACAGAUAAAACUAAGAAAAUGACUAAACUGUUAUAAACCAGUUUCUUCUUCAACUUCCUCUGUACUUUAACAGGUGAGUCGAUAUUUCUUUAAAUCAGACUUUUAAAAAUAUUUUCACAGUUAAAGAUGAAACUGAUCAACUCAGACACGUUUUUACCUCUGACAUAAGAUGCUGUGAGACUGUGUGUGUGUGUGUGUGUGUGUGUGUGUGUGUGUGUGUGUGUGUGUGUGUGACAGCGGAGAACUCCUGCAGUUUAACAAGUAAACGAGAAUCCACUGUCUGAAUCCUACAAAAUAAAAGACUUCCGUGUGAAAUGAAAAGUGAAUAAACUCCAAAGUGUGGUCACUGAGGAGGGCGUGUGUUUCGGUGGAAGCAGCAGCUGAGGAUCCUGGGAUAUUUUAGGAUGAUGACGAUGAUGAAGAUGAGGAUGACGGGGAGGAGGAGCUCUGACGUCAUAGUUAUAUGUGGGGUUUUUUGCAGCUCCGCAGUGCUGCUGUGUGACCUGAUAAACCGCUGGAAGCUGCGGAAGGAUUGUUACUUUAACUCUUCUCCACUCCUCUUUCUCCUCCUCCUCCUCCUCCUCCUCUUCCUCCUCCUCUUCCUCUCUCUCUUUGUCUCCAUGCGGUUCUCCCUCCCGCACCGACACAAACACCGGGCCUUCCUGUAGCCGCCGCCCCGGUCUGCCUGUCCCUCCGGCCAGCGGAGCUUCCCAGCUGAGCCCCGCUGAGGUGGCCUGGUUCCCGGCGAGAGAUGCUGUAGAGCAGCCGGCGGAGGAGAUGCUUCUUCCGGACUGAAGAGAGCAGAAAGCAGCGGAGGGAAAGCAGGAAGAUGUCCGGCAGGAUGCCUCUGACCCCGGUGAGCGAGUCCGAACAGGCACCGCCAAAGUGUUCAGACAGGCUCCCCGAGCCGCCGGCUCCGCCCACCAAAUCCUCGAGCCGCCACAGUCUGCCGCCAUGUCGCAGCUCUGUGGCCUCCCUCGCCGACGAACAGCCGCACGUCGGCAACUACCGCCUGAUGAAGACCAUCGGCAAGGGCAACUUCGCCAAAGUCAAACUGGCCCGACACACACUGACGGGCCGAGAGGUCGCCAUCAAGAUCAUCGACAAGACGCAGCUGAACCCGACCAGUCUGCAGAAGCUCUUCAGGGAAGUCAGUGUGAUGAAGAUCCUCAACCACCCCAACAUCGUGAAGCUGUUUGAGGUUAUUGAGACGGAGAAAACUCUGUACCUGGUGAUGGAGUACGCCAGCGGAGGUGAGGUCUUUGACUACCUGGUCGCUCACGGACGGAUGAAGGAGAAGGAGGCCAGAGCCAAGUUCCGCCAGAUUGUGUCAGCUGUGGAGUACUGUCACCAGAAGAGGAUUGUACACAGAGACCUCAAGGCAGAGAACCUCCUGCUGGACGCCGACAUGAACAUUAAAAUAGCCGACUUCGGCUUCAGUAACGAGUUCACGAUGGGCAGCAAGUUGGACACGUUCUGCGGCUCCCCUCCUUACGCGGCUCCUGAACUCUUCCAGGGGAAGAAGUAUGAUGGGCCGGAGGUGGACGUCUGGAGUCUGGGAGUGAUUCUCUACACGCUGGUCAGCGGCUCGCUGCCCUUCGACGGACAGAACCUCAAGGAGCUGAGGGAGCGUGUUCUCAGAGGAAAAUACCGGAUUCCCUUCUACAUGUCGACAGACUGUGAAAACCUGCUGAAGAAGCUGCUGGUCCUGAACCCCGGGAAGCGAGGCAGCCUUCAGCAAGUCAUGAAGGAUCGAUGGAUGAACGUCGGCUACGAGAGCGAAGAUCUGAAACCGUUCACAGAACCAGAGCAGGACUUCAGCGACCUCGAACGCAUCGAGCUGUUGGGGACGAUGGGCUUCCCUCAGGAGGAAGUGAUGAAGGCGCUGGACGGUCAGAAAUACAACGAGGCGAUGGCGACGUACCUGCUGCUGGGGAAGAAACCCGCUGAGUUUGAAGGCACGGAGUCUUUGUCCAGCGGUAACCUGGUACCAAGGUCGCGACCCUGCAGCGACCUCAACGGCUCCAGUCAGUCCCCCGCCCACUCUCGCAACGUACCGACCAAUCAGAAGCAGCGGCGUUUCAGUGACCACGUGGCGCCUUCCAUCCCCCCGCCUGUCUCCUACACCAAGCGUUCCCACGCCAACAGCGUAGAGAGCGACAGAAGGGAAGAUCCCGCCUCACCCGUGGGAGCUCCGGACCGCAGGAAGUCAGCCACAGCCUCAGGGAGCAUGACUCGCAGGAACACGUAUGUUUACGAGAGGACGAGCGCUGACCGCCACUCCGCCGCCAUCCCCAACGGGAAGGACAGCAGUCUACCUGAGGUACCUGCAGCGUCCCCCUCCCCGUCACCAGGGGGAGCCGUCUCCUCCACACGCCCCCGUCAUGUCAAGUCCAUGUCAGCGUCAGGACAUCCCAUGAAGUCCAGCCUGCCCCCCAUCGACGACAACGCGGAGUAUCAGAGCUCCCCCCACCAGCCCCCCUCCUCGCCGUCAGCCUUCAGUGUCACCAGCAGCAGCAGCAGCACCACGCCGGACCGGACCCGCUUCCCCCGCGGCUCCUCCAGCCGCUCCACCUUCCACGGCGCUCAGCUCAGAGACCGACGACCCGCCACGUACAACGGGCCCCCGGCCUCGCCCAGCCUGUCGCAGCACGCCGCCGCGUCGCUGGCCGCACCUCACCGCGGCACCUCCAGCUCCCUCAUCGGGAAGAUCACCUCCAAGUUCGUACGCAGGAGUUUAUCAGGCGAACCCAAAGAGGAGGUGCGGGACUCCAAGCCUCGCUCGCUGCGGUUCACCUGGAGCAUGAAGACCACGUCCUCCAUGGAGCCGGGCGACAUGAUGAAGGAGAUCCGGCGGGUUCUGGACGCCAACAACUGUGACUAUGAGCAGCGCGAGCGCUACAUGCUGUUCUGCGUGCACGGCGACGCCCGGCAGGACAGCCUGGUCCAGUGGGAGAUGGAGGUGUGCAAACUGCCCCGCCUCUCGCUCAACGGCGUGCGGUUUAAACGGAUCUCGGGCACGUCCAUCGCCUUCAAAAACAUCGCCUCCAAAGUGGCCAACGAGCUCAGGCUGUGAACGAAUCACAUGAUCCUGAAACACUGACGAGGAGGACGUCUCUGCACCUCCUCUUCAAAGGACGACGCCCCGUCUCGUGGCGGCGGCCGUCUUGUGUUCAGCACUAUUCCAGGAUAACUGCUGUAUGACUCAGAGAAACUUCACCUUAUUAUACUCCACACAGUUACUAUUUAAUGUUAUCACUAAAUGUUGACGCCAGUGAAACCAAAUAUGAAAUCAAGUGGCGGCGCAGACAUCCAGCAGGUCGUGGUUCGUCCCUCGGUGUUCGGUCGGUUUAUCGCUGCGUUUACAUGCACUAAAGAAAUCUGAUCCUCCCAAAACCUUGGAGACUGAGUCCUGACCAUCACGUAAAGUGGAAACUCUGUCAGGUCAAAGGGAUUAAAGCUGAUCCACACAGGUAGAUUUCUACUGGAGGAACCUUUGAGCGAGCAAAGAGCCAGGACAGGAAGGAGUAUUCAGGAGGAGACGGAUCAGACUGCAUGUAAUCUGAAGUGUUAGAGUUAUUAUAAUGUUGCUGAGCAUGUCAACGCGUUAUCCAGUUUCUUGCCUUAACCUGAUCUCUUGACAGUGACCUGGUUCCUGGAGUGCAGGUGAAUCAUUACCUCUGCUCUACCUGUGCAACUCUGCUGGCAUGUGAAGUACAGGAAAGUAGAACAGCUGUUUACAGACGCAGUGAAGGUCGAAAACACUCAGUAUUCAUCAUGACCCUGUUGUGAACAGACAAAUUAAUUAAAGGAGAGCGUCGGUGAGUUUUAUGGACGUGGACGAGACCCAAGUUACAAACACCUUCGCUAUCAGUUUUUUCUUCGCUCACCAAGUAAUCACUGUUUAGCUUUGUUAAAAUCAUGAAGGUUUCAAAUUCUUAUUGUAGCUGCUGCAGUGAAGCCGAUUUGUCUUAGAACAUGGAAAAUAAACGCUUCAUUUCCUCUUAAAGACCAAUGAAAGCAAAGCUGAGUGAGAGAUUAGCUAGCUAACGUGUUUAUGUCAUGACUCUGUUGCGGCGAUGGCGUAAUUGCAUAUAAAGUCAAUGCUAAUGCUGCAUUCACGUGCUCCUCGGAUUCAAAUUGUGGAAACAACAUGGCUGUUACGAAGAUGUGCAGUGUCUUAUUGGUCAGAGCGUUAAGCAGCAGGUUGCUAGCUUACUGCUAACGGAUAAUGUUUCUAACUGAUCCAGGUUGUUCUAUGUCGACAGCAACUAACAGUUACAACCUAAUAACAUAUUAUAAUUUAAAUGUUAAUGAAAUAAUGCACGAGAUGCAAAAUGUGAAUUUGCACCAUUAAUCAAAAGUUUCUCACCAUAAACCAAACAUUUACUUUCGUCUGCCAUGUUUCUGCAUAAAUGAUGUCAUCAACUUUUCGUUGACUUUCCGAGUCGGUGGUCGCGCGAUAGACGGCGAGAGAAGGGAUUGAAAACGGUCAGUUUGAGCUGUAGCACAAACAACACACAGGGUUGCCAGACGUCCUGGUUUUCCAGGGUUUGUUCUAUUUUUGAAACGACUGUCCCGGAAAAUUGAUAUUCUUUCCUGGGACACGAAUUGUCUCGGCUUUUGUGAAAAUGCACGUAAAAAAAAAAAAAAAAAAAAAAAGAUUUCCUAUAACGCUAUUCUGCUUUCUUCCUGGUUAUGUCCAACUCCGUGUUAGGGGGUAGACAAGUGGCAGCAAGGGUGUUAGUAAAAAAAGAAAACAAGUGGUGAGGGUGCUCACUUUAGCUCUGAGCCGCCGAUCCUGGGUUUGACUCCCGACCGGCUCUUUACUGCAUGUCUCAAAAUAAAACUUCAGUUUUUUGAAAUGGGGGAGAAAUGGAUGAGAAGGACGUGGAAACAAAACCAGGGGAAAAUUUGAAUCAACGCUUCGUGGUUGUAUCCCUCCGCCACUCAGACUAGUUCCAGGUUACAGAGUCACAUUACAUAUGCUGUGAAGUCCUGAGUUACACCUAAAAAGUGUUUUGUGAGGUCACACUGACCUUGAACUGAAAUUCCCUCAAGGCGUUGCCGGAGAUAUCACGUUCACAAGGAUAAAACUGAAUUUUGUGAGGUCACUGUUACCUUUGACCUUUCACCUUUCACCACCAAAGUCUAAUCAGUUCGCCCCUGAGUCCAACUGGACAUUUUUACCAAAUUUGAAUAAUUUCCGUCAAGGCGUUACUGAGAUAUCGUGGGAUGGACAGUUUUUCACACAUCAAACGUGGCAACCGUUCCAAUCACCGAUGUUAGCCUGUUAGCCACAGCUAGCUCCUGUUGGUACAUUAGCUUGUUGAGGCGGAUGAACUCAGAUGACUGUGGAGUCCGGCUGCUCAGUUUGUGUAUCACACCUUAACAGCUAGUUGACAAAUUAACAGGUGUUAGCUCCUUAGCACAAAAGUACAGGUAUAAAUUAGGUUUCUCUCUUGCUAAUGUUAGCUUAGCAUAGUGUUCUGUCGUACAUGAUGGUAAAGUGAGUUAAGUUUCGUCCAUUCACUCUCACCUGGACGUGUUUAUAGGGAAAGAGGCUCGUACCUCAGCAGAGAUCCACCUUUACGCCGUAGGUUGCACAGUUUGCAGCAGAGGGAAUGAGUCAUGAAACGUGAUGAACAAUCAGGUUGUGACAACAUCCUCACUGAGGAAAUGUGACCUCUGACCUCCUGACGCAGCGCACCCUUUUACUCCCCCUGCUGGCUGAUGUUAAUACUGUUGCAAUAAUAUUAGAGCGUCGGCGACGGUGUCGAUGCUCGGCAACAUUUCCUGGUUUGUUCAAACACAAACUGUAAAUCUUUUUCUGCAUUUACAGCUGACAGAUCAGAAUGUGUUUUCAUUAUUUCUUCUCUGCUGUAUAAGAUGAUACCUGUCCAGGUGGAUGUACAGGUUCAGGGUUGAUUCGUCUUGGUUUGUGUACAGAGUCUGUUAUUAUUUGGUCUACACUGUCUCCAUCUUUAUUAUUUUCCCACCAUUGGAAAUGUUUUUAUUCUUAUUUUCAAGGUUUUUAGCAGUGAGAUCAAAUUCAGAUUUUUUUUUUUUUAUAACGGUGGUCGUGUUUAUGUUGCUGUUGAACGGAGCAUAAACCAGAACGACACCAAUGAGACGUUCAAAUGCACUUCAAGUUCAACAAAGCAAAUCAUUCACACGUCUCCGUUUCAAACUUAAAGGUCACUCUGGUUUUUUUCUAUUUCUUUCUGUCAUGAACAAACCUCAUGUGCAGCGACGAACCAACAACGUGUCAGUCCGUCUUCUUCAGCUCCGAGCUCAUUGGUUCCUACUGAACAUGGAAAAAAAACUCAAUACAGUUUCACUGAAAAAGAAAAGCUCGGCAAUUUGUUAAAACAUCCUUAUGAAUAUAAAAAAAAAUUGGCAACUGACAAUAAAUAAAAUUUGAAUUAUUGGAAUAUCUGCUGUUUCAAGCGUCACAAACAUCAGUAUUCGAUGCUUUUCUUCGUUACACAUGAUAAGAAACUGAAAAACUUUGCAUUUUUAUUCAUUUUUCAAAAUUUUUUGGCAUUAAACAGACAAACGUGAAGUGAAAAAAUAAUCAGCAGAUUUAUAGUUAAUGAGAAUAAGUGUUAGUUACAGCCCUAUAGGGCAUUUGCUGGGGACUAUUUUCAGCGGAGGAUUAAUCCACUUGUGACGCAUUAGUGAGUAUUAGAGGCAGCAGGACGGUGUGUGUGUUCGCGGUGAUGAAGGAACAUGUCACCCAGGGCAACAGCGUGUUUAAUAGUUUCUGGAAACAACGGCACUAAGAAGAAUAACCUCGUUAGCACGUGACAUUAAUUGUUGGUUUGAAUCUGCACGUGGGAUUUGUUCACAUUUACUGCCGUUUCCUGUCGGAUCAACUCAAAUCUGUGUCUGUUCCACCACUCGAUGCCUUCUGAAUGUACUGCUCUGUACGUCCUAUGCAUUCAGCUGUGUCAGAGGAAAAGAGCAGUCAGUGGUUUUCCUUUCACUUUGACUUCUUUUGUAUAUUUGUAAUUAUUUUCCCACUAAUCUUUGUCUGUGUUUCAGCAGAGCUGCUAACCAGCUCUCCUUGUCUCUACAGUGUCGAGGUCCUGAGGGUUCUCUGUGCAAUGGUUCUCCAUCAUUACUGAAACCGGAGAACGCUUCGUACUGUACGUUGUAGCACUUAAACAAAAACAAAAAAAAACAACAAAAAAAAAAAACAGGAGGGGAACAAACAGUGAAAAUGUAACGUCCCUGUCUGACAGGGAUGGGAGGGGUGAAUGUGAUGCUGCCUUCAUGUCGUGGGAAAGACUGUACGUAAAUCUGAGCCUCUUACUUGAAAAUAGCCUUCACCUCAGCUUUCAGAUAGUAACUCGUACCCGGCGGCUGCCUCCGAUCUGUCAGGCUCGUCACCAACAGGGAAGUAGCAAAGUCCAGUGUAGCCAUGAUAGAUGCAUUUUAAAUAAAAACCACUGAGAUGAAA